CGCUCACGCGCCCCUCUGACAGCAGCAGCUCGAGCUCACAAAAGGAGACACGAGACCCUCCGAGACUCCAAGGACAUUUCUCCGGUUCUGGUUUUCUGCUGGAAUUCAAACUUUCAAAUUAGCCAGUUGCUAAAAUGACGUUGCAGGAGAAACUGGAGAGAGUUUGUCUGGCUAUUUUCUUUAGCCUGUCUCUUCAAGGUGCCUACAGUCAACUGGUGGUUACUCCUGCUGGUCCUACUGUGGUGAAUGAAAUAGCUGGAAACAAUGUGACUCUGUCUGUGUCCUUGAGUGGUGCCUCCGAAGCAGCAGUUGUCUGGUUUAUGGGAGAUCUUCCUGUUGGCAUAUGGAUUAUAGACUCCAGUGUAGAUCCAGACAUAGCUGAAAACCACAAGGAUGUGCUCAAAAUUGAGAAAAGUGGAUCCCUAAGCUUUGUAAAUGUGCCACUUGGCUAUACAAGUAACUACACUGUUGAAAUGACAAAGUCUGGACUGGGAAAAGCCUCGACUACCUUCACUCUGAAAAUAUUUGAAAACUUCCAGAACCUGACUCUGAGCACACAACCAGACUUUGCCAAAGAGGGAACAGACCGGUUCACCUUGCACUAUAGCAUGAUGCAAGGAGUGGUUGAGCAACAGAUGUGGUUCUUCAAUGGCAGAGAGAUAAACACCAACUCUCAUUACGUGGUUGAGCAAAGGAGCCUUGUGAUCCUCGGCCCAAACCGAAGCGACACGGGACAGUACUCGGUGCACCUCACAAACCCCUUUAGCAGCACAACUGCUCUUAAGAAUGUCACUGUGCGAUAUGGACCAGAUGAGCCCAUACUUGAGGCCCAGCCAGCUAAGCCUUUCUAUGUGGUGGGAGACUCUGUGAGCCUCUCCUGCCAGGCUGAGGGAUACCCACAGCCGACUGUUCAGUGGCUGUUUGGUGUUCAGAUCCUUGCUAAUUCCAACAAAGGAGUCCUAAAUCUAACAAAUGUACAGGCCAGUCAAGGAGGUGUUUAUACAUGCAGUCUGCUCAACGAGGAGACUAACGAAAAACGUCAAAAGAACUUGACUUUAACUGUUUAUGACAGGCCAGUGGGCAACCCGAUGUGUUCUGUGAAGUCUGUGAAUAACACUGACCUGCAGUAUCACUGUGGAUGGAUGGGGGGAACCCCACAGGCCCAGCUGUCUUUCCCAGUACUAAACAACAUGAGUACUGGAGCAGGACACAUCAGCCUGAAUGUCACUGCCUCAGAUAACCUAAAUGGGAAAACUGUCGAGUGCAUGGCGUACCACCCACUGGAACAGAAUAGGUGCAAUAUUACUGCAAGUAGUCCAGUGGAGUUCCUUCCAAAUGUGACAGCAGUUGACCCUGAUGACAAAAUAGAAGUAACUAUCCGCUGUGUCAGUGAGGCCUCACCUCAGGCUGUGGUGUCAUGGUACAGAGGCAGCGAAGCUGUCACCAAUGGCACAACGCAUCAGAUCAGCAAUGACACCACACAACUUGAGAUUCGUGAUUACAAAGUCAACAAUCCUCUUCUUCAAAACUACACAUGCAUGUGCCGCAACCCACUAGGCCGCCAAAGGAGGGAAAUUCUGCUUCAAGGACCGUCGAUCUCAGAUUUCAGCGUGUUCCUUAAUCCAAAUGGAACCACCGUCACGUUGACCUGGGAGGUCCCACGUACAUCUGUUGUCACAGGCUUUGACAUCCAAAUGAAAGGGCCAGGCCAAAAUUCUACAGCCACUCACAGUGGUGGCAGCUCAGACGGAUAUCGCACCAUCCUGAAAAUACCAGGCUCUGAUAGGAGUGUGGAAAUUUCAAACAUCGAUCCUGACUUGACCUACCGGUUUCGGGUCAUCCCCAAAGCUCAUCAGACUGUAGGAGAGCCAUCUGAGGUCCACAGAAUUGGUCCAGCCAAAGGGCUAAGUGGUUCUGCCAUCGCUGGCAUCGCAGCCGGAAUCCCCUGCAGCUUUCUCUUCCUGCUUCUCCUGGUCGGCCUCAUCUGCCUCUGUGUCUAUUGGAACAAGAACAAAAGCCACCAGCCAAGAUAUCCCGUCUCCAGAGUCCCUGAGAAGAUAAAAACGACCCAGCUAGAUAUAACUACUCAUAACCGGCUGACAGAAGGGCUGAAGGCUCCCCCUGACUACAACAGAUUCCAGCAGACUCCUUCUGAAAGAUCUGUGGCUUUGCCCACAUUUGUCCCUCCACCGCCUACCAGGGUUGCCACAACUGUCUAAGAUUAUCGUUUACUUUGAUGUAUAUAUUCAUUUGUAAAGCAUGAUUUAUUUCUAUGUUUUUAAAUAACUGAAAUAUAUUGUAUGUAUUUAUAUAUAUUUUUUAACUUAAAUAAGGAUCUUUGUAAACAUUUUCUGAAUUUUUUUAAGCAGAUCAGUAGCCUGCAAUUUCUUACAUAACAGUAAAUCACUCAAAACAACAGUUUUUGAAUGGAGAAAAAUUAGGAAUUCUUGCUUAUGAAUACUCUGAAAUCCCUGUUUUUUGCAAUUAAGUGACAAUUAUUAAAAAUUCAAGUUAGUGUAUUGUCCUGCUAGUUGACAGUUUCAUUACCAAGAGUCUGUUGUGUGAUAUUUUGUGUGCUUUUCUUGAUAUGUGCUGCUGACAACAAUGGCUGGAGUCAUUGUAUUUAAUUGUCUGUAUAUAUGUACACUGAUUAGACAAAACAUUCAAACCACCUGCCUAAUAUUGUGUGGGCCCCCCUUAUGUCAUUCAUACAGCCCUGACCCAUUGGGGCAUGGACACUGGACCUUUGGGGAUGUCCUGCGGGUCCUCUGUGGAUUCCGUUACACCUCAUGGAUGCACUGGAGGUGAACACCCUGAGCUCUGUCAUGUUUCUCAAGCUGUUUCUGGACAGACAGUGAGGUGCUUGUCAUAGGAGGUUACUGCCAUUGCUGAAUGCUGUCGCCAAAUUCAGGUGUGUAAUUUGAGGCUUAUUUCACUUUUUGUCCUUCUCGUGCUGUGACUACCCCUUAGUUUGAUCUUUGAUACUUCAGUGGCUGACAGAUGUUCACAUGCUGUUUAAGAGAAACUAAAAGGACUUCUGCGACAAUUCAUGGAAAGAUUUGUGACAUGUAGAACCCAAAGCUUCCAGGCUUUGCUGCUAUAAUAAUUGUGGGAAAUUAAAAAAACAUGUUCAGCACUGUCGCCGCGCAGCUUGAAGAUCUCUAGUUCGCAUCUCGAUCUGGACCUGGGAUCUUUCUGUGUGGAGUUUGCAUGUUCUCCCUGUGCAUAUGUGGGUUUUCACCGGGUUCUCAUGCUUCCUCCCACCAGUCCAAAAAUAUGCUUAGGUAAUUGGUGAUUCUAAAUUGUUUGUAGGUGUGUUGAGUGUGUUUGUUUAUCUCUGUGUGUAGUCCUGUGAUAGACUGGUGCAAAAAAACAAAACAAUAUAUCCCCUUCACGCCCCAUAAGUCGUGUCCUUUUCCCCAGUGUCCAAAACAUCCUGAAGUUAAUUAGUGAUUCUAAACAGUUAGUAGGUGUGUAGAGUAUACUUGUUUGUCUCUCUGUGUAGCCCUGCUACACCGAGUUCCAAUGCUGCUCCUCGGCAAACCUGUGGGUGAUGUCAUGAAUGGUUUGUCCACCUUUUUAGAGAUAAAAAAAGCGGUGACAUUUUUUGGAAGCUCUUUUGCUACAACAUGCAAUCAGCAUGUGAUGAUCCAUUACUUUUUCCUUGUGCUGUUCUUUUAUAAUUAGAUGCUACAGCCUUUCAACUCCUCCUCUCUUUUACUUUGAGAUGUACAGCGCUGAGGAGGUGGUGACUCAAAGGAGGAACAUACAGUAGUUGUGGACUUCUCUCAACACUGAUGUUUGCUGUCUGAUUCAAUCUGCUACAGACACAGACUAUAGACAUUGUUGCAGUCAGGACAGUUCAGGUAGAAUUAUUGUAGGCUCCGUUCCGUUAAGUGUCCCAGCAAAUCAUGUUAGGGAGGUAGACUGAACAAAAGCAGGAUCACUCCAAAGUGGAACACAGUCAUCAUUAAUACACCUCAGCGUUUGCUUCCAAAUCUUGUCACAAUGUCUGUUGUGGUGAGCUGAUAUUUUAGAACUGUACCAUAGAUGGUGCUGUGGAGGUAUGCUGAAGACAAAGCCUGCACAUGAAUGAUUCCAGCAGUUACAGUAGUUGAAGAAAUACAGAUUUUAAUAGUUUUAAAAAUUUUCAGUUCUGCAUUCACUGUUUUUGCACCUGCAUUUCCUGAAACUGAGUUUUGUUUAUAUUCUUUUCUUUUCUACACUACAAGUAAAAUAUAUCUAGCCACAUCACCUCAGUUCUUAGCUGAAACCUGUCACCACUUACAAACUGAUUGGUGUAUGUUUUUGUACUGGAAAGAACCCUAUAGACAACAGCAAACUGUUAAAAAAAUUACUUUCGUUUGUGUGCAUCACUUUAAGGCACUACAGUACAGCAGGGUUCUAUUUUUAUUUAUGAUCAAUUGAGAAACGCAUCACUUCACACUUCACACUUCAGAUGUGCUGGGUAGGUUCAUAAGUAUGACUUACUUGCUGGAAAAUUUCAUGAGAUUUUUUGUAAGGCUUAAGGAAUGUUUUCCCUUUCAAACACAGAAUGAUUGUAAUAAAUGUAAUUUGUUUGCUUUCACUCCGUCUCCCUGAAGACACACAGCCAUCUGCAGGUUUGACUAUGAAUAUGCCUCUGAUCUGUUUGGGUGAUAUCACCCAUCAUCCGUGUUAAACACACUUGCACCCACAUAAAAAUCUAUCACUUUCUUUUAAGUAGACCUGGCAGGUACCAAAAUUCUACUAUGUCUGUCAACCUUAAAAACAUUUACAGGAAACUGUAGCUGAGUGUGCAAACCAUAGAUUAUAUGGUGUCAACAAUGAAGUAUGACUACUUUAAUUUGUGAUACUGCCAUCCCUUCAUAUUGGUUGCUGAUAGAGGUUAGUAAAGGUAGCGAAUUUCAUAAUUUAAGGGCGUUACUUGAAAGGGAUUUAAAGGGAACUUGUGUUUGUAAUUUAUGCACCACACUGUCGCUUCUGCUUUUCCUGAAUAGCAUGUGAUGUUUAGAGAUAAGCGAGGUCAUCAGGUCACAUCCGGUCUCCACUGCACAUUCAAAACUCAAACAAAGUACCUGCAACAUGUCAUAGAUUUUUUUUAUCAUUUAAAAAAUCUUACUGUCUGGAAGCGUGUUGUUUGUACAUCAGUGCUCAUUAUGGAUGAGACAAGUUUUACGUGAGGCGACAGUCUAGACAGCAUAGAACCAUACAGUGCUGUGAUGCAACAGAGCUAAAUGACAUGCUGAUUACACGAUUGAGGAAGCAGAGAUCAAGAGUUCACUGAGGGUGACAUCUGCGAAUGUUUGUACAAAAUGUACAAAAUAUGACAAAUUUAUACCAUUUAGAAAUAUUUGUAUGUAGGUCAGUUUAAGUUUAUUGGAUUGUCAAAUUAAUCCAGUUACUAAGAAAAUCUACAAGGAAGAAAAUAAGCUAAGUGCUCUGAGUUGGCAUACUUUGUGCAUCUGCUCUCUAUAAAUAGAAUUGAAUUUUUGAAAGGUGAUUCCAGGACUGCCCCAGUGUCCCUGAGGUUCCCUGGAUAUUAACACGGACCAUCUGAGAUGUAAUUAGCUGCAUCGAAUAUAAUUUAACAACCAAUUAAUGUGGCAAAUGUUGGAGCAGCUGUGACUGUUUAGAGAAAGUCUACAAGGCAUGUGAAUUACACUCCCAAUUAAACAAAUUUCCCAGCAAUGGCAAGAUCUGCCACAUAUAUAUUUGGCAUUUAGCAAAAUGUAAAUAUACAGUUUUAGUUGACGGUGUCAGGCAGGUGUAAAUCCCACUUAAUGUAGUUAGAGGUGAUGUUAUUAGGAACUACAUUAUAUUGUGGUGGGCAAAACAGAGACAUAUAUUAGGUUACAGUCCAGUUUAACACCACUGCAAACUUCAGUAAUAAACUUGAUUGCAUUAACAGGCGUCAAAGCCGAUCAUUACUGCCUUUGUACCAGUAGAAUUUAUAGCAGAGCAGCUGUUUUUGGAUUGCAUUAGAGUUUGCUGGUGUAGCUAAUGAAGUGGCCUGGAAGUCUGGCGAUGCAUGUUCAAUAAGUUGCUGUGUUAAUUCUUGUAGUUUAAAUACUCUAGGUGUUAUAUUCUGAAAGACAUUUAUAUAUCGUGUGGUCAGCCUUUUGCAGCGUUUCCACCGUGUCAUUACAUAUUCAGAGUGAAACAUAUAUAGCACAAUCUGCGUGCAGUGUGUCAUUUUAUUAGCAGCUCUUUGGUCAUGUAUCUGUUCUAAGCGUGUGUGUGUCCCCAUGACCACACCCCAGUUACACUGAAAGAAAGUGUGCGCUUCAGCAUGUUCCAUUGACCACAGCAGUACUGCAAGCCUUUGCACAUCCACAGUUCCAGAACGCCUAAUAGAACAACAGACAUGGACUGCGGAGCAGCGGCCUCGUGUCCCAGAACCCUCCCCCUUC
Amphiprion ocellaris (clown anemonefish) is the source of this 6413-nucleotide messenger RNA. RefSeq names its product V-set and immunoglobulin domain containing 10 like (gene vsig10l). Lineage: Eukaryota; Metazoa; Chordata; Actinopteri; Pomacentridae. The record is from RefSeq and is a predicted model, not a curated record. Gene Ontology annotation, molecular function: protein binding. The transcript has 12 exons. The coding region runs from base 135 to 2219 and encodes 694 amino acids.